ACCUCCUGCCUCGCGGAUGCCCAAGCCCGCCAGCAUGCUCACCCGCAUCCUGCUGCUCUUCGCCGCCGUGGCGCUCAGCCACGCAGCCAACCCUUGCUGUUCCAACCCAUGUCAAAACCAAGGCGUGUGUAUGACCAUGGGGUUUGACCAGUAUAAGUGCGACUGCACUAGGACGGGAUUCUACGGAGAAAACUGCUCGACGCCUGAGUUUCUGACCAGAAUCAAGCUGCUCCUGAAGCCCACUCCCAACACGGUGCACUACAUCCUCACCCACUUCAAGGCUGUCUGGAACAUCGUCAACAACAUCCCCUUCCUGCGGAAUUCCAUCAUGAGAUAUGUGCUGACGUCCAGAUCACAUCUGAUCGACAGUCCACCAACAUACAAUGUGCACUACGGCUACAAGAACUGGGAAGCCUUCUCCAAUCUGUCCUACUACACAAGAGCCUUGCCUCCCGUGGCUGACGACUGCCCAACCCCCGUGGGAGUGAAAGGGAAGAAGGAACUUCCUGACUCUAAGGAGCUUGUGGAGAAAGUUCUCCUGAGAAGAAAGUUCAUCCCUGACCCGCAGGGCACAAACAUGAUGUUCGCCUUCUUUGCUCAGCACUUCACCCACCAGUUUUUCAAGACGGAUCAGAAGCGGGGACCAGCUUUCACCAGAGGACUGGGGCACGGGGUGGACUUAAGCCAUAUUUAUGGUGAAACCCUUGACAGACAGCACAAGCUACGCCUCUUCAAGGACGGAAAGAUGAAAUACCAGGUCAUCGAUGGAGAAGUGUACCCUCCCACAGUCAGAGACACGCAGGCGGAGAUGUUCUACCCGCCCCACGUCCCUGAGCAGCUGCGCUUCGCUGUGGGCCAGGAAGUGUUUGGUCUGGUGCCUGGCCUGAUGAUGUACGCCACAAUCUGGUUACGGGAGCAUAACCGAGUGUGCGACGUGCUCAAGCAGGAGCAUCCCGAAUGGGACGACGAGCAGUUAUUCCAGACAAGCAGGCUGAUACUGAUAGGAGAGACCAUCAAGAUUGUGAUUGAAGACUACGUGCAGCACUUGAGCGGCUAUCACUUCAAACUCAAGUUUGACCCAGAGCUGCUUUUCAGCCAGCAGUUCCAGUACCAGAACCGGAUUGCCUCUGAGUUCAACACACUCUAUCACUGGCAUCCACUCCUGCCCGAUGCCUUUCACAUUGAUGACCAGAAGUACAACUAUCAACAGUUUCUCUACAACAACUCCAUCCUGCUGGAGCACGGACUUACGCAGUUUGUCCAGUCAUUCACCAAGCAGAUAGCUGGCAGGGUUGCUGGUGGGAGGAACAUUCCACCUGCAGUACAGAAAGUAGCAAAGGCCUCCAUUGAUCAAAGCAGACAGAUGAAAUACCAGUCUUUCAACGAGUACCGCAAGCGCUUCUAUCUGAAGCCCUAUGAGUCCUUCGAGGAACUCACAGGAGAGAAGGAGAUGGCUGCGGAGUUGGAGGCGCUUUAUGGCGACAUUGAUGCAGUGGAGCUGUACCCUGCCCUUCUGGUGGAAAGACCUCGUCCAGACGCCAUCUUUGGGGAGACCAUGGUAGAAAUGGGGGCUCCAUUCUCCCUGAAAGGCCUCAUGGGUAAUCCUAUCUGUUCCCCUAACUACUGGAAGCCAAGCACGUUUGGUGGAGAAGUGGGCUUCAAAAUUGUCAACACUGCCUCCAUUCAGAGCCUCAUCUGCAACAAUGUGAAGGGCUGUCCCUUUACUUCAUUCAAUGUUCCAGACCCCCAGCUCACCAAGGCGGUCACCAUCAACGCGAGCUCCUCCCACUCCAGGCUCGAAGACAUCAACCCCACAGUCCUGCUGAAGGAACGAUCCACCGAACUGUAAAGUCUACUGAGCGUAUUUAUUUAUUUAUGAACCAGUUCUCUUAACUUAAUUAUUUAAUAAUAUUUAUAGUCAACCCUCAUGUUACCUAACAUCUUCUGUAACAGAAGGCAGUACUCUUACUGCAGAGAGAGAGUUCAUACUUGUGAAAACAUUUGUCUCACUACCUUAAAGACACAUUUUCUGCAAGUUUUCAUUCUUUUUGUAAACCAGUGGUAAAUGAAUUUUUGACACCUUUUUACUUGAAUUUAAAUCUCUAUUAUGCUAGAGUAGGGACAAAAGCAAAGAUGUUUGAACAC
Molecule: messenger RNA, 2145 nt
Organism: Ochotona princeps (American pika)
Lineage: Eukaryota; Metazoa; Chordata; Mammalia; Lagomorpha; Ochotonidae
Gene: PTGS2
Product: prostaglandin-endoperoxide synthase 2
Exons: 10
Coding region: 17-1849 (610 amino acids)
Biological process (GO): cyclooxygenase pathway; response to oxidative stress
Cellular component (GO): cytoplasm; neuron projection
Molecular function (GO): heme binding; prostaglandin-endoperoxide synthase activity; oxidoreductase activity, acting on single donors with incorporation of molecular oxygen, incorporation of two atoms of oxygen
Source: RefSeq, a predicted model, not a curated record